AUGGAAAAGAAAAGACCUAAUAACUCUACUUAAGAUGAGAACUCAACUGAGAUAGAUGAUCAGUACGAUUCAGACUCUUAGAUGAAGCAGUCAAAGGAUAAGCCCAGAAGUGGCCCUGUGACCUAUGAUAUGCUGAGGCAAAUGAGUCGUAGAUUCCAUAAUUAUGCACCAUUAAACCCCUUUUACAGAGAGAAAAUACCCUAUAAAACUAUCAUAAUUGCGUUCUUAUUCUUUGUAGGAGGACUUAUAUUCUUAGGUUUAGGAGCUUUAAAGACAAUGGAUGAGGGUUUUUACAAAGCUUACGAGUUAUUCAUAUUAGGGUCAAUUCUGUUCAUUCCAGGCUCCUAUCAUACCUUCAUUGCUUUUAUGGCCUGCCGUAGAGUAGAGGGAUAUUCAUUUGAAGAAGUAGCAGUAUUUGAUGAGAAUUACAACAAGGAUGAUGAUUGA
Molecule: messenger RNA, 447 nt
Organism: Stylonychia lemnae
Lineage: Eukaryota; Ciliophora; Spirotrichea; Sporadotrichida; Oxytrichidae
Source: the annotation of a GenBank genome assembly